Penaeus indicus is the source of this 3193-nucleotide messenger RNA. RefSeq names its product zinc finger protein 888-like. The record is from RefSeq and is a predicted model, not a curated record. Gene Ontology annotation, molecular function: RNA polymerase II cis-regulatory region sequence-specific DNA binding; DNA-binding transcription factor activity, RNA polymerase II-specific. Bases 1334 to 2446 code for a protein of 370 amino acids. Lineage: Eukaryota; Metazoa; Arthropoda; Malacostraca; Decapoda; Penaeidae. The transcript is spliced from 7 exons. Gene Ontology annotation, biological process: regulation of DNA-templated transcription.
GAUAAAUUUGUAGAUGGAAAGUUGAUCUGCGUGGCAUAAAAGUUGACCUGUAACAUAAUGUCAGAUUUUAUUAAAAGAUAAGAAAAUAUCUUUCACUUCCAUAUUUUUCCACGUUUUAUGCUCAUUUCCUACAUCACUUAUUUAAGACGAACAGUCCUAUUCCUUCCCCCCCUACUAAUGACUAAUGGGCAUUUCAUAUGAUAUAAAAUUUCUGAAAUUCUUAUUACAGUAUAUUUGGAGUCUGUGUACUCUCACCAAUAGUUUGGCAGUCGUCAUCUUAGGUUGAAUAAAGCUUGCUGAAAAACUAUUUGUGAAAAGUUGCAGUAAUGUGAUUUAAAUUGGAAAUGAAAGUUUGUAAUGGAUGUUUUGAUAUAAAGUGACAUUAGAAAAAAAAAUGGAAUUCCUUUUGGUCUUGGAAGCACAACUAUGCACUCUAUUAUAUCAGUAUGUAAAUAUGAUUUCUAAAAGUACAUGCCUAUGCAUUACAUGUGUCAUUGUAGAAAUGUGAUUUUUAAUGGUAUAUAUAUCUGAUUCUUUUAUAGAGAUGAUGAAAGAAAUUUUCAAGUUUUAACGAUUAUUAUUAUGCUGUACAUAUUAUAGAUAUUGAUGUAAAGGAGAAAAGGAAAUAAAUGAAAAGAGGAAAUUAUAAUUCUUAUUUUUACACGAAUGAAAUCUACAUUAUUUUCUAAAGUGUUUUUUGUGGGAUUACACUAGCGAUUAACCCAAUCGUCCCGGGUUUAUGUCCUCUGUAUUUUUUUUAUUUAUUUUAAUUUUUUUAUUUAUUUAUUUAUUUUUUUUGCUAAUAGAUGGCUCCCUGUGUGCUCAGCCACCAAGAAAUGAAUUAGUAUGCCCUGAUGACCAUAUCUGAUUUUCCCAAGCCUUGAAUUUGCAGAAAUAUGUUUUUUUAUUUUGUUACUAUUGAUAUCAAUGCUCUUGUUGUUAUUGAAAAAAUACAAGAGUCAAGGAAAAACAUAAAUAGAAGAAAUAGGUUAGACUCUUGAUUCAUUAACCCCUUGGUGACUAAGCACAUGUGGAGCCAUCUCUCUGUAAACAUAAUUGAUAUACUAAAAUUACAGUGGACAUGGUGUUUAUUUUUGCUAUCCUGGCUGAUUGGGUUAAGAUCUAAGAAAAAAAGGAAAACUAUAGUAUAAAAAAGUGAAAAAAAGUAAAAGGAAAAAAAAAGAGAUUUUGCUAUUUUGUUCCUAGUAAGAUGAUGAAGUUGCGCGUUCUCAGGGCAGUCUCUCUUGUAGGUGGAUGUGGACUCACACGAGCGGAGAGGUUUGGACGGCGCUUUACUGGGAGCUCUGAGUAGCCAUCAAGUGCCCUCACGCCCAUGCCCCUUCUGUGGUCGGUUAUUCCGUCACUCUGGAGUGCUCACAAGACACAUCAGAACACAUACAGGGGAGAAACCCUUUAUGUGUCCUCACUGUCCAUAUCGGGCAAACAGGAAAUCCCAUGUGGAAGAACACUGCAAACGCAAACACCAGCCAUCACAACCAGAUGCAACCUUUGGAUACAAGUGAGGGUGGUAGGUGGGGAGAACCCAUCGCUGGUGGUGGAGAGGGGACGCUACACCUGUAACUUCUGCUCCAGAUCAACCUUCAAGAAAGAAGACAUGAGGAGGCAUCUGCGAACUCACACAGGAGAGAAACCCUUUAUUUGCCCCCACUGCCCUUACCGAGCAACUCAGAAAGCUCAUGUGAUUGCUCAUAUAAGACGGAAACAUUGUGCUCCUGUCUUUGUCUUGCCAAAUACCUAUGAAAGUAUAAAGAAGGAAAGUGCUAAGACCAUAGAAUUAGAUAAAAUAGUGGGCUGUGACGUGCUCCGGCAGCGAGAAGUUUCAACAUAUUUGUGCCCCUACUGCCGGUCAGUCUCCUUCAUGAGUAUGAGUGAUCUACGCCGUCACGUUCGGAUCCACACAGGGGAAAAGCCUUAUGCCUGUCCUUUCUGCCAGUACCGAGCCAAGAGGACAACUCACUUACAAGAUCAUAUGCGAAGGAAACAUCCAAGUCCAAUUAGCUCAGAGAACUCUGCAGCAUCUUCAGUGCCUGCAGCCAAUGUGGAGUAUGACGAGUGGCUACAAACUGUUGAUCGCCGUACCCUAACGUGCCCUUACUGUUUGAGGUCCACCUUCAGGAAGCAACAUGAUCUCAAGCGUCAUCUCAGAACUCAUACAGGAGAAAGACCUUAUCAGUGUCCAUUAUGCCCUCAUCGUGCAGCAACGGAGCCGCUGGUCUGUCCAUACUGCCAUAGAUCCACCUUCAAGCAGAAGAGUGACCUUAAGCGUCAUAUUCGGAGACAUACCGGGGAAAAGCCAUACCAAUGUCCAUUGUGCAACUACAGUGCUGUAAGGAGCGACUACGUACAGGAUCACAUGAUGCGGCGCCAUGGACAGUCAUCCAAAGGACGUAAACGAAUUAGCAAUCAAGAAUGGACAAUUGGAUAACCAUAUGCAAUGGGUAUUAGGUUUUCUGAUAUUAAGUUUUCCUUGAGAGGAAGAAAGUGCUUAAAUAUGAAUAUUCUUUUAUGUGAUACAUGGAAUAAUGUGAUAUCUUAAAAUCUCUGACAUUCAGAUAACAUCAUCAUAGUUGUAGCUGUUAAAAAAAAAAUUAUGUAAGAAUAUUGGUCUUAUAAAAAGGGCUACUUUAAAUCAGUAUAACUAGUUUUUUUCUUCUACCUAUUCAUCUGUGUGUGCGUGUGUGCAUGUGCAUGUGUGUGUGUGUGUGUGUGUGUUUGUUUGUUUGUUUGUUUGUUUUGGGGGUGACUACAUGUGCAUAUGUUUUUUUUUUUUUUUUGUGUUCUUGUCUGGGUUAAAAUCUGUCUCUUUAUUGUUAUUUGAUAGAAAUUAAUGUUAAUCUCAAGGGAGAUGAACACCCGCUAAAUGAAAAUGGGAAAAGAGCUUUCAUUAUAGGUAUAAAUUCUUACAAUUAUAGGAUAUUUAUUGUAAGAAAUUUAAGUUUUGAUUCUAUAGAUGUAAGCUUCUUAACCUGAUGAAUUUUAUAUGAAAGUUUCUGGCUUUCUCUCCAAUAAGCAAGGACAGAAUAAAUAUUUUUUUUAUUGCAUUUUCUUAUAUAAAUUGAAAAAGUUUGAGGAAAAGUAUAAGAAAAGUCAUAUAUAAGUUCAUUACUUAAAUUAGUUCAGCAGUAAUGAAAGAAUGAAUUUGCAUUUACAAAUAAUUUUACAACUUGCCCCC